CAAAUAAUUGUUUCCGACCGGCGAUUCAGUUGGUUGCCUUUUUGCAGAAUCUCUUGAUGAGUAAUUCAAACGCGACGCCACUGCGCGACGCACAACAAUUCAAUUUGGUUCUCAAAUUACAAUUCAUCAUUGGAGGGGCCUGUCCAUUUAAUUUUUUGCAAUCGCUUUUAUAACCCAAUACUUUCCUCUGACAAAGCUCUCGGGGAAGUUAAAAACUUGUUUGUUUUCUUGGGGCGAGUGUAAUAAGACGAUUAGUGCAGCGCGGCUUUUUUCUUGGCUGCCCAGGUUCAUUCGCCGUCGGUCGGCCGUGGUGUGCUUUUGGUGCACACAAUAUGCUGCUGCUGACGCGGGCGCAAUUUCUCACCAUUACACAUGCAUUGCUGUUCUCCUCAUUUUUCCAGCACUCAGUUGGAUCUGAGACAGUAGCAGACGAUGAAGAAUGUCACAUUUUCAUCACGGUCGCCUCGUUCUGGUUCAAAAGCCGUUCGCCAAACGACGGUUUGCAAGGCUUGCAAACCAGGCAGCUCGAAAUCAACUGGGACCCGAACCUUUGCAUGGGAAAUUUGCAUAGCGUGUUUUUAACUUCAAAAGAUCCACAAAGCGCAAAUUUUAGCCUUGAUGGAAGCUUUUUGGACAGCGCUGUUUGCAUGCACCACCCUGCAAAUUUUUACCGCACCAAUGUUACUCUGGGUCGUCCGCGUCUACCAGGUGGAUGGGACAAAGACACCGUUAUCCAGAAUGAAGUCAAUAGUGCUUCCAAUAAACCAGAAUCUGGAGAUCACUGCCUGCCGUAUUGGAUUGCAGGCUUUGACAAAAGUGGAAAUCUAUUGUCGUCCGAUUGCUUGAAAAUCAGACCAACUUGGAUGGGAGAUAUGAAAUCGCAAAUUGCUGGAGCUAAGGUAAGUCAGCUCAUGAUACCUGGCACGCACAACUCUGGCAGCUUCUACGGGAAGGACAUCCAGUCCAGGGGAGACGUUCUUUAUCGUUUUACGCGCACGCAGGAUGAAGACGUGUGGGAGCAACUCGUCUGGGGUGCCAGGUACCUUGACCUCAGGGUCGGCUAUUACAAAAACAAAAAGGAGUCGUUUUGGAUCAAUCACGCGCGGGAGAGAAUCACCGAGCUGAGACCAGUUUUGCAGGACGUGGCCCGAUUUUUGCGUGCCAGUCCACACGAGUUUGUGAUCGUGGACUUUCACCGAUUUCCGGUCGGGUUUUCCGGAAAAUUUCAGCAGUACGCCGUUCGGCACAGGUGGCUGGCAAAUUUGAUAAAGGAAGAACUUGGCGAGUUCGGAGCACCGUGUGUGUUCAUGGGCAGUCCUCAGCUGAGCGACCUUUGGCACAGCGGCAAGCGGGUGUUGGUCUAUCACGCCGAGAGGCAUGACGUGCACGUGAACUGGAACGACAACUGGCUUUGCGCACCCCUGCUCCAAGCGUGGGGCAACCAGCAGAACGCCACCGGCCUCAGAAACUACAUGGAGGGAGCUCUGCAUAAAUUCGCAGGACGACCCAUUCCUUGGUCAGUCAUGGCCGAGUUGACCCCAAAUUACUCUGACGCGAUUCUAAGGCCGCAAAGGGGACUGCGAAUGAUGGCAGACGACAUCAACCGAAGCGUCACUCACUGGUUCAGACACUUUUGGUGGAGGGAUGCUAACAUCGUGGCCACUGACUUCCUCUUAGGAAACAAAAUUAUCGACGUGGCCAUCGAGGCCAACGAAAAGAGAUUUCCAAAGUACGAAGCCAAAUCUUACUACAGAAACUUCUCAUAAAUAAUGGGGGGGGGGGGGAGAUAUCUAUUA
This is a messenger RNA of Neocloeon triangulifer, 1796 nucleotides long. RefSeq lists its product as uncharacterized. Bases 333 to 1766 code for a protein of 477 amino acids. Gene Ontology annotation, molecular function: phosphoric diester hydrolase activity. Gene Ontology annotation, biological process: lipid metabolic process. Lineage: Eukaryota; Metazoa; Arthropoda; Insecta; Ephemeroptera; Baetidae. The record is from RefSeq and is a predicted model, not a curated record. The transcript has 8 exons.